Cynoglossus semilaevis (tongue sole) is the source of this 3031-nucleotide messenger RNA. RefSeq names its product GLE1 RNA export mediator (gene gle1). The record is from RefSeq and is a predicted model, not a curated record. Gene Ontology annotation, cellular component: nuclear pore cytoplasmic filaments; nuclear pore; cytoplasm. The transcript is spliced from 15 exons. Gene Ontology annotation, molecular function: translation initiation factor binding; phospholipid binding; inositol hexakisphosphate binding. NCBI's taxonomy places the organism in Eukaryota, Metazoa, Chordata, Actinopteri, Pleuronectiformes, Cynoglossidae. Bases 116 to 2269 code for a protein of 717 amino acids. Gene Ontology annotation, biological process: poly(A)+ mRNA export from nucleus.
GGAAAUAAAAAGCGAGUAGGUUGUUCCUUGUCGGACUCUUUGUAAUACCCGUGGUGUCGUUUUGAAUUUGUCAGUUGUAUGAGGUAGUUUUGUGAAAUAUAACUACCUUUUCACAAUGCCUGUCGAAAGUUUAAGAUGGGAAACGUUAGAGGCGUUAAAAAAUUCUCCGAAGGGGAAAAUCACAUUCGACCCGCACUGGUUCCAACGAGACGAGCACAUUAUGACUGGCUGUAAAGAGGCUUUAAGUUUGUCCUCUCACUCUGGAGUUAUCCUGAAGCGUCUUAGCUCAUCAUCUCUACAAAAAUCCUUCUCCCUGGAUUCUGAUUCAGGGAACUCCAGCCCUGGUUUGAGUGAAGUGAUCCAAGCCUCAAUUCCCACCUCUGGGUCAGGUCCUGACGUCAACGGAAAGCUUAACCUGUUUUCUGCAGAACCAUCUUCGAGUUUUGAGCACAUGCAAGUUGGUAGCAAUGAGGUUAAAGAUAAAGAUCCAGAUGUAGUCAUCAGUGAAGAGUCAAGUUCCGUGUCUGGACCCACAAUUUCUCUGCUAUCUCCUAAAGCUGUGGAGAUGGCUGGACGCAUCAUUAAGUGUGAGGAGGAACACCGAGAAAAGGCCAAGAUGGCACUGAGGCGGCGACAGGAGAUUCAGGAGAAGAUAUUGGUGGAGUUGGUGAACUCUGAGUCAGAGCAGAUGAAGAGAUUUGAGGAGUUUAUGGAACUGAAACAGCGGCAGGAGUACCAGAGCGUACGAGACAUGAUGGACAGAGAAACUAAAGAAAGCAUUGGACGCCAGGAAAAGCUGAAAGAGGAGCAGAGACACAGAAUGAAGAUUCUAAACCUUCGAGUGAGGGAAGCGGAGCUGCAGCGUCAGCGCGAGGCAGAGCUAGAGCGACAGCGGCAAGUUGAAGGGAAGGAGAGGCUGCGUAACCUGAACAGCAUUCAGGAGGAGAUCCUGCAGCUCAACCAAUUGCUGGAUCCAUCCUCACUGUCUAACACUGAGCUGUCCAGCCUGAGCUCCUACAGCAGCAGAGGAAAUCAGCUCUGCUCCCAGGUGUCAGAUGUUGUCAGAAAAACAGCAGAGGGAGCAUUUCCCAGCUUAGAGGACAUGACUUUGGCAGAAAGAGCACUUCAUGAGAUGAGGGCUCUGAUCCGGCUCAUGCAGGAGGAAAUGGGUAUGGUUCAAGAGAAGAAAAAGAAAGCUCAGGAGGAAGAAGAGCAGCGUAGGAAACAGGAGGAGCUGCAUGCAAAGCAGGAGGCACAGAAAAAGGAGGAGCAGUUGAUCAAAGAAAAGGCACAAAGGAAAGGUAUCCAGAAUAGUGCUGAGGACACAACUUUAAAAUGGUACAAUGACUUGCAGGAAACAGCUGCUCAAUGUGCCCAGUCCUUUGACCAACUCAACUCUGCAAAGGACACCAUGACAAAGAAGCUGAAGCUGGAGCUCCAGAAAGCUGCCACCAUCCCUGUCAGUCAGAUUGCCAGUAACUCUGGCUCACAGCUGCAGGAAAUAUUUGACAAGAUGGAUCGUCUAUUGUCAGGACAGGCUGUGCUGUCAGGGGGAAAAUCUGUGUCCAUCUCCCAGCAUCCUCAGGGAAGGAACUUUGUUUAUUACAAACUGGCUGAGAAGUUUGUGAAACAAGGAGAGGAGGAGGUGGCCUCACAUCAUGAAGCAGCUUUCCCUAUUGCAGUGGUGGCCUCUGGAGUGUGGGAACGCCACCCCCAGGUGGGAGACCUCAUCCAUGCCCAUUUGCAUAAGAAGUGUCCCUAUGCUGUCCCACAUUAUCCUCCAAUGAAGGAUGGGACAUCUGUGGAGGAGUAUCAGAGGGUUCUCGGUUACCGUGUAGAUGACAAUGGGGUUGAAGGUCAGGACAGUUUCCUGAAGAGAAUGUCCGGAAUGAUCCGUCUGUAUGCUGCUGUCAUCCAGACAAGGUGGCCCUAUGGUUCCAAGCAGGAGCCUCUUCCUCAUGGUUUGAACCACGGCUGGCGUUGGUUGGCUCAGAUGUUGAAUAUGGAGCCUCUGGCCGAUAUCACGGCCACACUGCUGUACGACUUCCUGGAGGUUUGUGGUCUUGCUCUGAUGAAACAGUACCAGGGUCAGUUCUGGAAACUCCUCCUCCUUCUCAAAGAUGACUAUUUCCCUAGAAUUGAGGCAGUGACGAGUAGUGGACAGAUGGGUUCAGUCAUCAGACUCAAACAGUUUCUCGAGGCAGCACUGAGGAGUCAACAAAUCAGUCCUCCCAAAGGUCAACUGAGCUCACACUUCUGGAGGUCCUGAGAGAGGAAGAGACGGUGUUGGGUCAUUAACACCUUUUCUAGUAUCAGAAAAUAACAUGGGAAAUAACACUGAAGUCAACAUGUUGCUGAUAAGAACAUACCCUAACACAGACAAUGUCUACAGUACUGUCAAACAUUGGUUAGUUGUUUGGUGGCACAGGUUCAAUCAAGGUGACUGUGUUAUAUCCAAUCUUCAUCUAUACAAAUUAGAAUCUGGAUUGACAAGUAAUCUCUAUAACUCUUAGUUGAAUUAUGUCAAAGGUUUAUCUAGGAACUUCUUAUUGAUUCACCUUAGGAAUGAGUCUCCUGACUCCACCCCAGUGGAAUAAGUGAUGAUGCGGACAAGAAGUCAAAAGUUUUAUUAUAGAUUUUUAAAGAUGUUCCGAAAGAACUUAAGCCGAUGUGUGAUGUAGAAUAACUUUAAACCGUAUGUAAACUGCUCUUUUUUUUCUUUUUUUUUUUGAAAAUACACCAGGAUGUCUUCACUUGUUCUGCAGUUUUGCUGUUCAUGAAAUGUUGAAGGAUGAAUAAGGGUCAUUGAGUUAUCACCUCAGUCUAUAUUUGUAAUUAUUUAACUUUUCUUUUUUGUUCUUUUUAAUGUUAAAUUCAGGACAGUCCAGACAGUUGUUUCACAGCUUAAUAAUUUACAAUUUGGAGGUAGUCUGGGGUUUCAUUUGAGAUAUCUGGAAAUGUUUCUCUUCAACCCUAUUCAUAAUUUGAGGAAACUAUGUUAAGAAAAAAUUGAAUAAAGACUGAUAAAGAC